Molecule: messenger RNA, 8515 nt
Organism: Paramuricea clavata
Lineage: Eukaryota; Metazoa; Cnidaria; Anthozoa; Malacalcyonacea; Plexauridae
Source: the annotation of a GenBank genome assembly
CGAAAAAUGAAUAAAAAUCCAAAAUGGCGCAGGGUACAGGUAAAAUUUUGAAACUUUUUCACUUGUUUUCACAGGUUUUACACGAUAAUAUACAGUUCUUUUGCAUUCUAACUAUCCCUGGUAAUUUUGCCUUGCUCAAUUAAUGGUUUUGUCUGCAUUUCUAACUUGUUUAGGCAACGGAUUUGGCCAGUAUCAUUGUAAUUACUGUCAAGCGGACUGUACGACACUCCGUGUGAAAUGCGCAGAAUGUCAAGAUUUUGACCUCUGUGUUCAGGUUUGAAAGCCUAUCACAACAUAAAGUUGAAAGAUAGUUCAUGUGUUCGUCCCUAUUAAGCAAAAAUUUACAAAAUUUAAAUUUUGUAGUGUUUCUCAUCCGGGGCCGAGAUGGGCGGACAUGAAAGAGAUCAUAAUUAUCAGUUAAUUGUAAGUCGAUUAAGUGUAGACAUUAGGCUGUUUAGAGUGUAAUAUGUUGUUGGAGACAACAGAAUUUCUUUGUUUUACCCCAGCUAAUAUCCACCACCCACCCCUCCAGGUUUUCCUCUGCCACGCCCUUUUUUGAGAGACCCUACCAUGCCCAUCUUCAAAAUAUUCGUUCCUUCAAAAUACUUGUCCUUCCAUCAGGGUGCUUUUCUCAUCAAUGUCACACCAUCAUCAAAAUACUUGUUUCUUGCCCUCCCCCCCCAUCUCCCCCCCAAUCUCCCCCCAUCUCCCUCCCCCCAUCUCCCCCCUGUCAGGAUGCUCCCUCCACCUCCUGAAAGAUUGUUGGUUUACCACACACCAUUCCACAGUAUUCUUGAUCUUCACCCACACAUCCAUUCCCAAGGUUUGUGAUGCGCAUGUUAUGACCUCCCCCACUCUAGUACUUUCUCCAUUUCAACUUGUGGUGUGCCCCCCAUGACUUGUUGUUUUCCUCUCAGGACAAUGGCACAUUUCCUUUGUUUAUGGAGGAAUGGAGUGCUGAGGAAGAAAUGCUUCUUCUUGACGCUGUGGAACAACAUGGUCAUGGAAAUUGGUUAGAGAUUUUAAUACUAAACUAGAAUUACAAUCAUGAUCACUACUGUCAACAUCAUCUUUAACACCAUUAGUCCAGAUUUAAUAUUAGUGAGGUUCAGAUUUGAUGUCCACUACCGCUACCAAAAUGAAGGGACAAUUAGCCAAUCAGAUGCAUUUGAUAUAUCUGAUCAACCAAUCAGAUGUUUACAAAGCCAGUGAGAGGUAGUGGUAGUGGAAGUUCAAAUCUGAACCGCUAUAUUAUCAAUCAAUACCAUACUUAUCAUUUUUCAUUACUAUCAUUUUCAGGGUGGACAUUGCAGAUCAUAUAGGAACAAAGACCUUCACAGGUACAAUCAAUCACUUUUUUAUACUUAUUAAACCUAAGCAUAGGGUGUGCACCCCCCUCCCCCCCAAAAAAAAAAACAUUUUGCACCCCCUCAGAAACUUUUCUCACCCCACCGAGAGAAAUUUGCACACCACCAGAAAUCUCAAAAUUUCCAGACCCCUCUGCAGCUUGUUUGGCAGCACUACACACCCCGUCGCUCACCACCCCACUAAAUUUUCGGCACCUCCCCACCCCAAACCCCCCCCCCCCCCCCCCCCCGGGCAAAAUGUGAAAAUCUGUCUAUGGACCUACAGGAAGUGUGUAAAAUAUGUUGUUAUUUUUGACUCUAGAAACCCAAGAUCAUUACAAUGGAUGUUAUAUUGAAGGUCAUGUUGGGAAAGGUGAAAAUUAUAGUAAUAAGCUUUUGGUAAUCAUUAUCUUUAGUAUGCACAAUAACUUAAAAAUGUGUUUUUUUUAGUUACCAUUCCAGAAUUUGUGUGUAAGAUUACUGACCACACAACAACGUCAACAGGUUAGCAAAUUCUCUGUCUUCUGGUGUGAGACAAGGCAGGGGUGGGGAAAAUAGGCGAGCACACAAGCACUGCUCGCAGGAAAUGUUAAACAGCUGCAGGAAAUCCGUUUGAAUGAAGAUUUGCUGUUGAAAAUUUGAAGGAAACCUUAUCACCCAUGUCCCACUACUGUAUAUGGGCGCAACAACAUACAUACGGUUGACAGACAUUAUUCCUUGAAUUUCAAACCAUGGUCAGCUAGAACACUAUAUGUAUGUACUGUAUGUUUACGCACAUGCAGAUUUUACUGUCGUUCCAAUUGAAGUGUUGCUCAAAUAUUGAUUCAAUACAUUACCUCGGGCUGACCAAUUCAUUUGAUCAAGUUCCUCGAGAUAUUCAUACACUUCCUAGUAUAAUUGUAAACUUCCUGUUGAAUAGUUUGAAUGCACCAAUCACCUUUGUUGUUUGUGGAACUAACCAAUCAUAAAUAGAAAGGAAGUGACCAGAAAUGAUCAAAUACUUGGAAUUGGCUCUUUCACAGGAAGUGUAUGAAUAUCUCAAGGAACUUGAUCAAAUGAAUUGGUCAGCCCGAGGUAAUGUAUUGAAUCAAUAUUUGAGCAACACUUCAAUUGGAACGACAGUAAUAGCACAGUAAUAAAUAUUUUUGUCUCCAGGUUGUGCUCCCAGGAAGAAAAAAUUUUUUUCUGCACUGCCCACAGAGUAAUUGUGUGUAUCACUGUAUGUGAGUGAUUUUAUAAACAAACGAUUUUUGUUCCAGGUGAACUCUCACCAACUUUAACUCAUCCUCCUGAAACAUUGGACAUGACUUUGUCAGAGCAACAAGAUCUGGGUUACUUGCCAUUUCGAGAUGAUUUUGAUAAGGUCCAGACACCUGUACAUUUUCACUACAUUUUCAUUCAGUAAAAAUAUGAUUGAUUUAUUAAGAUCUGAAUGUACAGAUUGGAAUCUUUGCUAAAUCAACAAACAUGACUUCUUUCCAUCUUCAGGAACAUGACAAUGAUGCAGAAACAUUAAUUAGUAACAUUCAAAAUUCUCAUGAAGAUGAUGAGUUAGAUUCAGGUACGUCUUUGAUGUUUUAACUCAUUUUCAAUCACUGUACACUUGUACAAUAAAUUAUCUUGGCAUAAUCAUUAAUGGCUUGAAUUGAAUCACAUUAACCAAUGGAGUGGCAGCACUCUCCCCCUGACAAGUAAAAUUGUCUGGCAUUAGACAGAGUAAAAUAAUAAAUGAGGGUGCAUCUUGGCACAUUGCCACUUAAAGGGUUAACAGGGUGAAUGGGAAGAUAGUCUGAUUAACCCAUUGAGAGGCAGCACUCUCCCUCUGACGAGUAAAAUUGUCUGACAUUAGACAAAGUAAAAUAAUAAAGUAGGGCGCAUCUGGGCGCAUUGCCACUUAAAAAGGUUAAAUAUGAUUUGUGUAUUCCAGCUUUCAAACAUGCUCUUGUUGAUAUGUAUAUUGAAAGACUAAAAGAAAGACAACAUAGGAAAACAAUUGCCAGAGAUCAUGGAUUAAUCACAAGCAAACACAAACUGACAGGUACUAUUGUUUAGAACCCUGAAACCAAUAUUUAACGUACUUGCUAUUCUCACAUAUAAUUUGCCACUGUGUAACUUAAAUUUCAACUAAAUUUCAGCGUCACGACGGAAACUCUCUAAAGAAGACAGGUAAGAGUCUUAACAUUAAACAUGUAAGCUAGAGUUUGCUCUUUUAAACGUACUAAAGCACUUAUCAAUGACAAUGUUUUACAGAGAUUUUCGUGAUGCUGCCAGAGUAUUUGGCCGUCUUCAACCUGCCGAAGACUGGGAACGAUUUCUUAAUAACCAUACCAGUACGUAGCAAUCUCGUUUCCCGAGUCUGUGAUCCUCGGGAAGGAACGUGAGGCUCUGGUAUAAAUGUAUAAUCCGUUUCAGGGAGGAAUCUGAUUGGCUGUGGCAACGGACUAUCCCAGAGCCUCACGUUCCUUCCCGAGGAUCGCAGGCUUGGGGAACGAGAUUGAGUACGUAGAUAUAGCAAUGGAGUAACAUCUGUUGUAACACACAAACAUUGAAUAUUUUAUUUGUGUAGGACAGAGAGAACUGCAAUUCCAAAUUAAGGAACUUAUACGGUAUAGGAAGAAUGGUGUCACCAAAUUAUCUGGUAAGGAAACUUUCAAACUAAAGACAUUUUAAGAUAUAAUGACAUUUGACAUUGGUCGCACAGUCAUCAGAGCAAGUUCAUCUCUGAGAUUCUGGGUUUGAUCUUAAGAUAUUCAAGUCAAAAGAAUCGAUCAAUGCUUUGCUGAAAUCAUGCGUUAUCUUUGUGGGUUUUUUAAAGGAACUUUGUUCUUUUACAGGAUGUCGCGAAUAUGAUGAAUUGAAAAUAAGACGUGAAAAAUUGAAAGAAAAUCGUAAAAAGUUGGUAUGUAAACUUGAGCAAGCUAUCAAAGACUAAUGUUCCACCCAACAAAGCAACUUGAGCAAUUGUUUCCUUAUAUCAACCUUUGUUUGUUUCUAUAGGAUGCAUGUUCCCCAAGGAGAACUAAUUCAGGAACAAAGAAAGAGUAAGUCUAUGAACUUAGAAACAGAUAGAUUGCAAGCCUGGAACUGUAGUGGCGGCCCAAUGUCUGUCAAUUCCCCUGCUCAUGUAAUGACAUUCGCUCAACUUAUGCGACAAAACGGAGAAAUGAGUCGUUGAAUAAUUUUUCUGCUAUUGAGUUUAUGAACAAUUUGAAGCCUGAACUGUUAGGUAUUUUAAGUCGUGGAUGGUCAUACAAUGAUUUCGAUCAUUGCCUGUGGAAACCAUCCGCAUUCCUUCAUUCAUUUAUCUUUUUUCCUUCCCCAGCGUCAAAGGCGAUAAGAAAAGGAUGGAAAAGAAAGGUGGGAAAUAUAUUCUGGUUUUUUGGAUGCAUCAUAUAUGACAUAAACUUCAGUCUUCUGGGGCCGGUUGUUCAAAAACCGAUUAGCUUAAUCCUAGGUUAACUUCCUAACAGCUUGUUUAUAAAUUUGGAAAUAUUUCUUCACAAAUCAUGUCUGGAUCAAUAGAAGUUUUCUUUUCUGAUAUUUUGAAAUAAAUGGACAUGCAGAAAUAUGCAAACUCAAACAGCGGGUUAAAUUUUAACCCUGGGUAAUUAACGCUAAUCCACCUUUGAACAACCGACCCCAGAAUAAUGAAAUAUGUUUCUCGAUGUUUAGAUUCGCCAACCGCUACCUUUUCCGAACUGGUAAACGGUUAUGUGGGAUUUGAAUUGUUGUCAAUUAGAGAGAAACAGGUUCGUCUCGAGAUGUAUUGAUGAUGCUUGGAUAAGAUAAACUCACUUCACUAAAACUGUUUGACUUGAAGGUUUAACUUACUGUUGUUUUCUUAGCUUUGCAAUUCUUUACAAAUCAAACCUGCGUUCUAUUUGACAAUAAAAGGCAUCGUUUUAAAGGUAGGUUCACAAAGCAUUAUCAACAUUGAACAUUCAUAACUUAUCCACUCGUUCACAUCCAUCAGAAGACGAAAAUCGCACCAGAAAUCGCAGCAAAAAUUGCAUGUGUGAACGGACCUUAAAGGCCUGUUUACACUUGCAAUUUCUGCUGCGAUUUUAGGUGCGAUUUCCUUCUUCUGAUGGAUGUGAACGAGUGGAAGAAUUAAGAAUGUUGAGAUGAGGGUAGAUAUACUCAGAACAUUCAUUCUGAUCUACUCGUUUACAUGCAUCAGAGUCGCACCUAAAAUCGCAGCAAAAAUUGCAAGUGUAAACAGGCCUUAAGCUGGAGUAAUACGGCAACUUGCAACAAAAUUCAGAUUUUGUUAAGUAGAAAUGCGACACGUGUUGCCUCGUGAUUUGUCAUUUAUACGUAAACCUUUUCAAUUAACAUGCGUAGAAAUCCGAUUUUGUUGCAAGUUGCAGCAAUUUCGUUGCUCGUAUUACUCGGGCUUUAACGCUUAGUGAAACAAAUUAACCAACCAUCCAUCCUUUUCAGGAUCACUCGUUACGAAGACGUGGAAACACGGUAAAAACACGUUAUCCUCCAUGCGUUGGUAAAUCACAGAGAAAACGUCUCCUGUUAUUUUUUAAAGAAUGCGGUUGGUUACAAAACAGCUAGGACAAACUCCUACUUGAAGUAUAUCUUGAAAAAUGAAUAACGAUUGCGAUGGUAGAUUCGACCUAGGGGUAGGGUUUGUGUUGUGCUGGCCGUGAUUGAGGUACAGUAACAUACCUUGUUGGAAAUAGGUAAGUUCUUAGAAAUAGAUUGUUAUGCACGAUUCAAAUUUUAUUUAAAAUGAAAGAACUAGCUUUCCUAUGGUGAAUAUUAAAAGCUUCGUUUUUAAGCAGGUCAGAGGAGAACAACAUCUGGUAGUGAGGUUUAGAUUUGACUUCCACUACUGCGUCACAGAAUAAGAAGGUACAGCAGAAGUGUAACUUGAGUCGGUUCCCUUAUUGUUUUACGUCCACGAAAAUUUUAACUCGCUCACGCCAUCCUGGCUAGUACAACCGGAAGUUUUUAUCAGGUUUUGCUAGGUACAAAGUGCCGGUUGUACUAGCCAGGAUGGCGUGAUUGAUGACGAAUCGCUUGUAAAAACGCGGACAAAUAUUUGCUUGAGCGACGCUUCUGCUGUACCUUCUUAUUCUGUGACUGCAUGCUACAUUUCACUGGCUAACUACGCAUGUGAUUGGUUAAUCAGGAAACGUAUCUGAUUGGUUAAUAGUGAGCUUAAGCAAGUGACGUUUUUGUCAAUACGGACAUCACCCGAAAAUUGGUAUAACUAAUUUUGGCGGCAUUUUGCAUCAUAGCACUCGUGCAAGAAAGCAAAAAACUUUAAAAAUCUUAUGUUUUGUCAUAUGUGUUCAAGAUUACCACAAACUGAUACAAACACAGUUUUUAGUCCAGUCCCCCUCGACAAUCUGACGUCCGUGUCGACAACCUAAUGAGACCUUACGAUUCCAUGACGGCAAUGGCUACCAAUACAAUAGAUCAUUGAAAAGAAUUGAGUAAUUACAAUAUAUGAAUAAUUUAGACAUUGUCCUCGCUCUGUUCACAACGCUAAAUCACAGAUUUUCACGUCUUGAUACAACGGCUGCAUUUCAAGCCGCAACAAGUGCAACUUCAGACCGGGCUCAGCAGAACUCUUUCCAAACAUAAAACCCAUGUCUUCCACUUCUAAAACUGUAUUAAAUUCAUGCGAUUGAUAACAUACGACGAAUUAUCUUUCCUAUACCAUUUAUUUGAAGGAGUUUGUUUUGACCGUCGUCGUCGCGUUGCCGUCCUAAAAUCGUAAGGUCUCCAAUGGCUCCUUAAUGGUAGUGGAAGUGAAGUCUGAACUUGAUGCAUUAAUGUGAAUGGAAGGGUUUCAUUAAGUGUGACAGUGAAGCAUAUGUUGCUCAACUUUAAAAUGAAAGACAGUUAUGAGAGUGGCUGAACUAUAUGUGUUGAUCUUGUGUUUGGUGACAAAUACAUUUAAUAUAAUUUUCGUCGACUACCGUGUGUGGCAGCAUAUCACAGAAUAGAGACCUUAGGGACUGGUCAUAAAGUAACUGCUAGGGUGGGCUGGAGGUAAAUCACAAAUUUUGCCAAUAAGUUUAGUGACCCAUCUUAGGAUGUAGAUAAAAAUUUCAAAACCCAUCUAAUCUUACCAAAUUUAUUUCACGACCCACCCACCCAAUCUAAAUUGGGAAAAUACAAUUUUAUAAUUAGGAAAAUUUGCAGGUAUGAACAUUGUAUAAAUAUACACUGGCACUGUAUUGACAUACAUAAUUACACCAUGCUUGACCAACACAUUCAUCACCAAUUACGAUACUGAGCUGCUCUCCAGUCGGUUGUAUUUGCUGUGAUUCGACAACUUCUUGUUGUUGUAUAAAACAAAGUACUGGCUUCAAUAGCAUCAUUUGCAUUUGAUAAUUUGGAUAGUUUUGUUUACUUUUAUUAUUAAUUAAUAUCUUUAUGUAAUAUAUAAUUAACAUGGGUUUUUGUUUGGUGGCCCAACCGUUGACAUACCAAAAAAUUGGUGGCCCAUCGAAACUGCCCAAAGAUUUUCCAUGGCCCAUCCCAAAUCACUCCAGCCCACCCUAGCAGUUAUUUUAUGACCGGUCCCUUACAGAAGGCUCACAUCUUGGUUUUGCGUAUGAUAAAAAAUUCAAAAUGGCGGACGUUCAGGAGGAUGAAUGCCUCUCGUAAGCGCACCAUUAAAGCGCACUGACGAAUUAUGGCACCAUUAAAGCGCACUGACGAAUUAUGGCACCAUUAAAGCGCACUGACGAAUUAUGGCGUGAGAGCGGUUGCGCUUUUUUGGCUGAGUCAACCUUCUGUAACGUCUCUAUUCUGUGACCAUAUAAAACACUAACUGAAGUGUAAAGUGUAGUUCUCGUACAUCGCCGACCGUCGCCGAUAUACGAGAACUAGGCUUAACUCCAUGACAGGAACAACGAUAGAUUCCAGGCACUGAAAAGAUUGAAUGACUUUGCCUUGUGACUCUGCUUGAAAACGAGGGUGUGUGUAUUUAUAGAAUUAUAUAUAAAUAUUUUGUAAUAUAAAAAUUUCACAUUCAAAAGUAGUGACUGCUCACUCGGUGAGUGUAAGACCCUCAGUAUCCACUUCAAUUUUGUGCACUUUAUAUAAAUUAUUUUGCUGUAAGAUAAAGAAAAAAAAUAAGUUAAAUUAAUUUUGUAAAUUGUAAUUGUGCAGGAGAAUAAAAUUUAAACAAUAUGGAU